AUGCGGACGUAUAUCACGCAGGAAACAGUGAUCAAAUUACUCCAUUCCCACGCAGACAUGAUCAAAUUGAAUCCACUGGUCACCAAUUUCCAAACAUGCGACCCUCCAACAAACAGCCCAGCAGAUGAGCAUGACUUCAUCUGGUACGAGAUUACCGACAAGGUUGCCUAUCUGCCAUGGAAUCUUCUUUCCGGAGAAGUCACUUUCAAAGCAUCUUUUUGCGAUCUUCCAAUGGGGCUGCGGACGCAUAUUUACGCUCCGAUGGGCUUGGAUAUGAAAGAGUGUUGGAGUGUUGAGAGUAUGAGCACGGAUCCUACAGGUGCAGAUACAGAAACUCAAACAGAAACAAUCACGCCUGGUCGUGGUCUAGCAGGCUCGAGUGAAGGAUUGUGUUUGAGAGAAGACAUUGAUAUGCAAUGCAAUAUGUUGAUGACCUGGUUUGUUAAGAGGACUUUGAAAGAAGCACAUACCACAUUGAUAGACCAGUUGGUUUUGAGAUUUAAUCAAGGGGAUUACUAG
Molecule: messenger RNA, 519 nt
Organism: Penicillium waksmanii
Lineage: Eukaryota; Fungi; Ascomycota; Eurotiomycetes; Eurotiales; Aspergillaceae
Exons: 2
Coding region: 1-519 (172 amino acids)
Source: RefSeq, a predicted model, not a curated record